UAUAAAAGAGUGGAGGGAGCGAAGAAUGAGGAACCUCCUGCCCGGCGAUUCCCCAGUCGUCGGUGGCGCUUGGACGGCGACUUGCCUUAUGAAGUCCAUUUGAGUUCGUGUGGGGGAGAUUUUACCCUUUUGGGGGGUUCGUCUUCGUUGAGUGCUUCACAUGCAAGGGAUGACUCUUUUAUGUUAGAGAAAUGCAACCUACGACUGUUGAAGCAUUCUUCUGAUGCAACAAAUAACCCUGGGAAGGCUUAUCAGUGGGAUUUUGGUAUCUUUGACCCAUUACAAAACCCUCCAUACUAUGGAAGUGGAGCUGACCAGGAAACUACCUUUUAUUCAAACUAUUGUGUUAGAGAAGUUCAUUCAGAUACAUCCAGAACUGCAUGUGAAGAGCAUAUGCCUGAAUCUGUUUUCACACAAAAUCUGUUUGGGCCAUAUACAAGAGAGUAUAACUCAGUGACUGAGGAUGGAUGGGAAGUUAACGAUGAAACUAGACCCUCUAGUUUAUGUUCUAGUCCUGGAGGCUACUCUUGUAGGAGAGAGUUUUCAAUGAAAAUAUCAGAUGAAUAUUCUGUUGUUGACGGAGAAGUUGGGAGAAGGUUAAAUCAGAUGCAUCCAAUCCCUCAUGUUCCUCGAAUAAAUGGAGAUAUUCCUUCUUUUGACGAAGCUACUUCUGAUCAUCAAAGGCUCCUAGAGAGGUUGCGACUGUAUGACUUAAUUGAACGCAAAGUCCAAGGAGAUGGUAACUGUCAGUUCCGAGCACUUUCUGACCAAUUAUAUCAAACAUCUGAACAUCAUGAGUUUGUCAGGCAGCAAGUUGUUGAACAGCUAAAAUCUCAUCCUGAGAUCUACGAUGGGUAUGUUCCAAUGACAUAUAGUGACUACCUCAAAAAGAUUUCACAAAGCGGCGAGUGGGGUGAUCACGUGACAUUACAAGCUGCUGCAGAUUCAUAUGGAGUUAAAAUUUUUGUCAUGACAUCAUUCAAGGAUACUUGCUAUAUUGAGAUUCUGCCCAGCAUCGAGAAAUCAAAGCGAGUCAUCUUCUUAAGCUUUUGGGCUGAGGUGCACUACAACUCAAUUUAUCUGGAAGAGCAAGAUCUCCCUACUGCAGACACAAAAAAGAAGAAAAGGUGGUGGCAGUUGGGAAACAAACAUUGAGGGCAUUGAUCAUUAUUCAGAGUUCCAGCUCAAAUUAGCGUAUGAUAUUGACUCAAGCAAAUUGUAUAUUAAACAAUAUCAAUUUAACUUUCUCUUCAAUCUUUCCAACUACAAGAAAUAUGUUAAAUAUAGAUGAAUAAUAAAUAUUUUCAUCUGAAGUAAUAAAUCAAGAGAGUUUUUAGGUCACA
This is a messenger RNA of Zingiber officinale, 1343 nucleotides long. RefSeq names its product OVARIAN TUMOR DOMAIN-containing deubiquitinating enzyme 10-like. The transcript is spliced from 13 exons. Gene Ontology annotation, biological process: protein deubiquitination. Gene Ontology annotation, molecular function: cysteine-type deubiquitinase activity. The record is from RefSeq and is a predicted model, not a curated record. The coding region runs from base 181 to 1155 and encodes 324 amino acids. NCBI's taxonomy places the organism in Eukaryota, Viridiplantae, Streptophyta, Magnoliopsida, Zingiberales, Zingiberaceae.